This is a messenger RNA of Penicillium coprophilum, 900 nucleotides long. RefSeq lists its product as uncharacterized. Bases 1 to 900 code for a protein of 299 amino acids. The transcript has a single exon. The record is from RefSeq and is a predicted model, not a curated record. Lineage: Eukaryota; Fungi; Ascomycota; Eurotiomycetes; Eurotiales; Aspergillaceae.
AUGAAACUGUUCUCUUGGCCGCGUUCACAGCUUUUGGAAAUCGGUGACCAAAGCUGGUGCCCCUCAUGGCUUCACCGGCAUGAGCAACUGGUUCUCACGCAGCUGUGGAAUCUUCGAGUCCCUGGGUGGAGCCGUGGAAGUCUUGCGACACAGGCCUGUGCAGUGUUCAAAGAGCAAUUGAAAGAUCUUUCCUCGUACACAGUACUCGAUAUCUGUGCCGGUGCUGGUGGACCUACCCCGGUGCUCGAAUUGGAACUUAAUAAACAACUUGAGUCCGAGGGCAAGGGCCCGGUUCAGUUUGUUUUGACCGAUCUUUAUCCCCAUAUUUCAGAGUGGGAACGAAUCUCAAAGAAACAGCAGAAUGUCACGUAUAUCGAAAGCCCGGUAGAUGCUCGAACUGUUCCUCGAUUUGCAGCAAGUUCAAAAAAAGAGUGUCGGAUCUUUAACAUCUGUUUCCACCACUUUGGAGAUGAAGAUGCAGCGGGGAUUCUGAAGAAUGCAAUUGAGUCCGCAGACUCGUUUAUGCAAGUCAUGAUUCUGUUCAUAUCAUAUAUCUCAUCAGCUAAUUCGAUUCUCUCCAGCAUAUUUGAAAUCACAGCACGCGAUCUUUGGACUUGUCUAUGCUCGCCUCUGGUCUUCUUUUUUACUUUCUUUGUAACGCUUGUUUGGUACUUGGAUUCGCCGGUCCAUCUCCUUUUCACAUUCAUUCUGCCUGUGGCGCCUCUAACUAUAUUUGUCGAUGGGCUUAUAUCCUGUCUUCGAACUCGCACCGCAAAGGAAACCUGGCAACUGUUGGAUCAGCCGGAUCUGGAUCUCACCAACUGGACAUUUCACAGUGGGCAAAAAGUUGUUCAAUUUCCUUUCAUCACUUUGUAUUAUCAUGUUGGUAUCAAAUCAUAA